UCAGCCCACAGCUGGUAGCAGGUGACCUGUGAGCUCGGAAGUGCUUCGGGCUGGGAUAUUGUCCUAAACGGAGAAAAGAGGAACAGGAGGAAAACAGGAACUGAGGAUUCACAGGUAUCGGUGGCUUAUUAACAAUGCACCCUGGGAUCACCCCCAAGGGUUGCGCCUAAAUUGCCGGAGAUGGCCCGGAAACCUGGCUUCCUUCUGACCCCGCAGAAGGCUCCCGAAAGGCGCCGCUGGGCCGCCAGAGGGCGCCAGGGGCGGCGGCGAGCACAGGGUCGCGUCAUGGCCGCGGCGCGAGUGCAGCUGCUCUUGGCCGGGCGUCUGGAGUCCGUAAGCUUCGCGCGAAGCGUGUGUGGCCUCCUGGGCGCUGGGCCCGGGUCGGGGCCGUGGCCCACGUACUGCGGCUUGGAAGGAGGACGACUGAUCCUCUCGGACAAGCCAUUCCCAGGCUCCGCGGCUAAGCUUCCGCUCCAGCGACCCCCUUUCUGCCCUUUUGCGGCCCUGGACCAGCAGCCCAGGCCCCCCGGGGCUGAGCUGCCCGCGAAUCGAGGUGUGGAUCUGGGUGUGGCCGUCAUUCUGCAGUCCAGCGACCAGACUGUCUUGCUGACCAGAAGGACACGCACCCUCCGCGUUUCCCCCAACCUCUGGGUACCCCCAGGUGGACAUGUGGAACUGGAUGAGGAGCUGCUGGAUGGAGGACUCCGAGAGCUCUGGGAGGAGACCGGACUGCGGCUGGCACAGGGCCAGUUCUCUUGGGUCCCUCUGGGACUAUGGGAGUCUGCCUACCCGCCUAGGCUGAGCUGGGGUUUCCCCAAAUACCAUCACAUUGUUCUCUAUCUACUCGUCAUCUCCCAGGAGUCACAGCAGCAGCUGCAGGCCAGGAUCCAACCAAACCCAAGUGAAGUGAGUGCUUUUAUGUGGCUGGGACCAGAUAUCGCAGCUGCAGUGGCUGCCACAGAGGAUGGGACAGAAGCACCCAGAAUCCUCCCCGCGGACCUACCACUCUCUGUGGGAGCAGUGGAACUAGAGGAGGGCAGGGCCCGAGCCGUGGCGCUCCCCACAUCCACGCUGCUGCGGAACACCCCCCCUACCGCAGAGGACAACCCGGAGAGAGUCAGCUCUGGCACCAAGUUUGCCCUCGGGCUCUGGCUACAGCAGCUGGGCCGGUAAAGGUGAGGAAUGGGAGGGUUCUGUGGUGCUGGGCUGGAGUGGUCUGGUGGUGGUCUGGGCGGGGGCACGGGAGGGUUCUGUGGCACUGUGGAGUGCUCUGGUGGUGUUCGGGGUGGGGGGGCAUGAGAGGGUUCUGUGGCGCUGGGCUCCAGUGGUCUGGUGGUGUUAUGGGCGGGGGCGCGAGGGAAAACCGACUACUCUGGGAAGUCCUCAGUGUGGCAAGCGUGGACCCAGGUCACAAAGGAAGAACAGAACGUGGACCCUCCUCCCCUUCCCCAGCGCUCUGGAAAGGGAAGUGGGUAAUCCCCUCCAGAGCCCACCUCCACGACACUCACAGAACAUUCACAACCUUUAUUAUGGGUGAGAAACCUGCUACAACUUUGGGAAUACAAAGUAAAAUUGCAACACGUAUGCUAGGCCCUGGAGGAGCCCGACAAAGGAGGGCACGUGGGUCCCCCCACUUCCCAGGAAAGGUGCAGAAUAAGCCAGGCCUGCCUACAGGGCCAUGGGCCUCUAGACACUUAGGCCCCAGGCUAGUCAGCUUAAGAAACACUGUGAACUUAAAUAUAUAAAUAGAGACCCAGGCAAGAGGCUAGGCCCUGCUCCCAAACCCCUGGGGAUCGCGGCUAAGGCCUCAUCUCCUCAGUUGUACUGGGAAGUAGGAGGUUGGGAAAGUCAUCUUUGGAGUAUUUUGGUUUUUCUUGUUUAUGUACAAAAUAUCUGCAACCCAAAAUAGAGUUCUCUGUCCAUCUCUGAAA
This is a messenger RNA of Oryctolagus cuniculus (rabbit), 1931 nucleotides long. NCBI's taxonomy places the organism in Eukaryota, Metazoa, Chordata, Mammalia, Lagomorpha, Leporidae. The record is from RefSeq and is a predicted model, not a curated record.